GACCGAAUCAUCAAUUUAGUUGUUGGCAGCUUAACAUCCUUAUUGAUUCUAGUAACGCUGAUCAGUGCUUUUGUUUUCCCUCAACUACCUCCCAAACCGCUGAAUAUAUUUUUUGCUGUCUGCAUCUCUUUGAGUAGUAUUACUGCCUGCAUACUUAUCUACUGGUAUCGACAAGGAGACUUAGAACCGAAAUUUAGAAAUCUAAUUUACUAUAUCAUAUUUUCUAUCAUCAUGUUAUGUAUAUGUGCGAACCUGUACUUCCAUGAUGUGGGAAGGUGAGGCUGCCGAGGAGAAAAGACUUUUACCAGGACUCUUCAAAACUAUACAUUAGGACAGCGAAUAACUCUUGGAAAAAGUAUGCUGAAGAAUCUUCUACAGAAGUCUGGUACAUGAUUUUCAUGUUAAUUAUAAAUCUAAAUUCCCUUUUGCAAAGGAAACAUUUACUUUUUUUUUAAGGAGCUAAUAUUGCACUUAAAACAUUCCAACCCUCAAAUAGCACAAGUAAUUUUCACUUUUGAAAUUAAAAAUUUUUUUACAAUUGCAUGGCUCAAAAUCUUGCAUUUUAAGACAAAUAUUCUUUUAUUUCUGUUAAACUGAAUAUACAAUUAUUGUUCCCUAGGCAACCAACUUUUGUUCAUAACUACAAUUUCACGUUAACAAAACAGACAGUGAAAAGACAACUUUGAUUAUGAAGAUCUAAUUACAGUAAUAAAUAAAAUAAUUUAUACAA
Molecule: messenger RNA, 730 nt
Organism: Castor canadensis (American beaver)
Lineage: Eukaryota; Metazoa; Chordata; Mammalia; Rodentia; Castoridae
Gene: Tmem243
Product: transmembrane protein 243
Source: RefSeq, a predicted model, not a curated record